Molecule: messenger RNA, 4220 nt
Organism: Anas platyrhynchos (mallard)
Lineage: Eukaryota; Metazoa; Chordata; Aves; Anseriformes; Anatidae
Product: P2R1A-PPP2R2A-interacting phosphatase regulator 1
Molecular function (GO): protein serine/threonine phosphatase inhibitor activity
Source: RefSeq, a predicted model, not a curated record
GGGCAGGGGCCUGUAGGGGCUGCUGUAGGGGCAUGGGGCGCUGCUGGGGCCGCCCCCCUCGGCGGGCCCGGCGCGCCCCCGGCCCCUGCCCGCGGCGCCGCCCGCGGGGCCUGUAGGGGCGGCCGCAGCGCCCCGCGCCCUGGGGAGCGGCGGCGGCGGCGGCGGCGCGGGAUGAGGAGGAGCCGCGGCGGCCGGCGGCAGUGAAUGGGCGUCGCGGCGGAGCGGGCCGAGCCGCAGGCGCAGGCGGGGCCGGGGCCGCGAUGGCUCAGGAGAAAAUGGAGCUGGACCUGGAGCUGCCGCCGGGGAGCGCCGCGGCCCCGAGCGACGGGGGCGGCCUGAGGAGAUCCAACAGCGCCCCCCUCAUCCACGGGCUCAGUGACAACUCGCAGGUUUUUCAGCCUUAUGUGUUGCGAACUCGCAGGAACAGUACAACAGUUAUGAGCCGUCACAGUAUGUUGCUGUCAUCAUCUCCCAUUCGUAUUCCUAGUAGUCGACUUCAUCAGAUCAGAAGGGAAGAAGGAGUGGAUUUAAUGAACAGAGAAACAGCACACGAAAGGGAAGUGCAAACAGCAAUGCAGAUAAGCCAAUCAUGGGAGGAAAGCUUGAGCCUGAGCGACAAUGACUUGGACAAGUCUGAGAAAUCUUCCUCCCCAAAGAGAAUAGACUUCAUUCCAGUUUCGCCGGCACCUUCACCUACAAGAGGAAUAGGAAAGCAGUGUUUUUCACCAUCAUUGCAAAUGUUUGUGAGCAGUAAUGGAUUACCUCCAAGUCCUAUUCCCAGUCCAACAAGGCGAUUCUCCAAGAGGAGUCAAAGUCCAAUCAACUGUAUCAGGCCUAGUGUUCUUGGCCCCAUUAAAAGAAAAGGUGAAAUGGAAACUGAAAGUCAGCCAAAGAGACUUUUUCAAGGAACAACCAACAUGCUUUCUCCAGAUGUUACACAUCUGACAGAUCUCAGUUCAUGCCUGUCUUCAGACAUACUUGAUGGGAGUAGCAGCAGUGUUGGCUCUUCAUCUGAUUCACUGACUAAAGGCAGCAUAACCACAGAGUCUCCAGUAACGUGUUCAAAUUCAUGCUCUUCAUUCAUUUUGAUGGAUGAUCUCUCACCUAAGUGACUUAAUGAGUUCCGAGUCAGUGUUUGGCUGUGCUGUUCCCUUACUGUACACUUGUACAGAGAAAUGAACUCUGAUCCUUGAACCGUUAACAUGAGGAUUGUUACAUGGAAAAUUAGUGUAACUGUAAUCCUUGGCAACUUUCCAGUGAUUUUGAUUUAUCCAUUUAAUGGACAUUGUAGACCAUAUUAAUGUCUGGUUUUGCGGAUUUAUUUUUUAAACAAGAUGUCUGCUCAGAUUAUACUAACUUCUUGCUUUCAAGAACUUGCAUACACUUUUUGAUUCCAAGAUAGGUAUCUACCUAUUAGUGUUGCAAUUUUUAGGAAAAUACUUCUAUUAUUAUCGUGGUCACUAUGUCUAGGGAAAUAAUUUGGUUCGCAAGGAUUUGAAAAUACUAAUUUAUUGUCUGGCACUUCAACCAUUAAGUGAAACUAUUCCUGCUUUUUUUUUUUCUUUAGUCACUAGCCUCAAAUCCUUUUUGCAGAAGGGAGAAAACAAAUUUUUCUUAGUGCUGCUAGUCACUUUUGUUACAGGAGACCACAAUGGGUCUGGAAAUCUCACUCUAUUACAUUACAAAAAAAACCAAACAACUAAUGACUGCCACUUUUGCCGUUGGUGAAGAAAUAAUAUUCUACGAAUGAACAUGAUUGAAAUAGCUGCAUAGUUUUCUCCCCAGAUCCUUCGUCCUACGGACUAUAUGAAAAUACGGUCAAUAAUCAGCAACAUUUGGCCAAGGAAAAUUAAUCCAUGCCUCGAUCUAAGACAUACAGUGCAGAUAACUAAGUUAUUUAAACUACUGUGUAGGAGAACAUGUAUGGCACCAUCAAUGUCUCCUGUGGCAUUGAGGUCACAGGUAUUUUUGUGCCUUAGGGGACAUUGUUACAGAAUUAUGGAAUGUAAACCGGGGUGGGGGGGAGGGAAGUCCUUUGUGUACAGCUUGUUUAUAGAGUGCUUACCAGAUUCUGUCGUCAAUGCUGCUUUCCUUAGCGUUCCUUUCCAAGGUGUGUGCUCCGUUACAAGGUGCUGUGGGCAGUCCAACCACGCUGUGAGAUGGCAGCCUACAAAGUGACUUUUGAAGCUGCUAUAUACAGCGUUUAUGCCUUCGUAAUAAGCAGGGCAAAUGGCAGAGCGAACAUUCGAUUUGUAAGGAGAGACCUUAAAAUUUAGAUUGAAUAUAAGCUCUGCAAAUUUGUUUGGCUAAGGAGUUAUAUUUGGACUAUGACUAGUCUUGAUACAGUACUUUGGUCAGUCUGAGGAAAGACAAUAGAGAUUUUACUUUUAAAAGACUUUAACGGGGCAAAAUAAAUCCGUUUGUAAUCUACUGUGUUAUGCUAUUUAUUAUUUAUAACUAUGUAAAAAGUCUGUGGUGAUGAAUUAUAGUAUUUUUUUAUGAUUGAAUAAGUUUUUUAUGUUCGGUAAUUGCUGGCUGGUUUGUAUUUAAUACGCAACAUUGUCUGCCAGAAUCAUAAGCUUCCAUUUUUGAAUGUUUGUAACAUAAUUGCUUUUGUUAUCUGAAAGUACAACUUCUGAUCUUUUUGAAAGAAAAUAGCACUGAAUUUAAAGUAAGAUUAUGUGCUUUAAGAGUGAGCACAAUCUCUGGCAAUAUUGUCUGGCUAAAAAGGGGAGGGGGAGAACCAUAGUUUUUUCUGUUCUGAAGAAGCCAUUGAGUUUCCAGAAGACAUGUACAUACCAGAUUAUUUUCUAAAGUGUUUUCAUUAAAUUGUAAGAAGUACCAUAAUGGGCCAACAGUGGCACUAUCAUUUGUAUUAUCAUCUUCACCUGUGGAGCAUUAGUUCCCCACCUCAAAUAAAUGUGCAUAUUGUAAAAUAUUGUCCAUUGGUGCCAUUUUUAAACGAGCUCUACAGUAUUGAAUGUUAAUUUUAUUUGUAUAUGCACAGUGCUAUUUCUUGAACUUUUGAUGUCUUAAAUUGCUUAAUUAUUUUUUUAUUCAUGCUUGUAUCUUCUCUGCCUUUCUGAUGGUGAAAGAAGGCUGCUUUUACAUUUGUAAAAAUAUUGAUAAACAGUCUGUGAUAAAAUUCAAUCUGUUAUCUGUGCCCCGGUUUCAUUAUACUGUCCUUUUACUGGUUCUGUGAUCUACAAAUCUGAACAAGGGGUGGCAGAAGGGGCAAACCUAUUGCAUGCUUUCUUAAAACUGAGAAGAACAUAGCUAUCGCUUAUUUUUGGCUGGCUUACCUGUACAAUUGAUGUAUCCCAGAUUUGUUUGUUAGUGGAGAGUCUUAUAUAAGUGCUGCCCUUUGUAAACAUUAGAAUGUAAGCUUCAUAAAGCAAACGCACAAAUAAUGGCUCUUGUUACAGCAUUGUUUUAGUGUUCUGGCUAUUCUCCACUCUUCAGAAGGCGUUGCUCUUUUAUAAAAUAUAUGUAUAUAUAUAAUACACACAUGCUUUUUCUGUUGUUUCAGGAUUAAAUAUCUUUUUUUUGUAAUCGUAAUAGGUCCCAUCUAGGACCGUAUUUAACACUCACAACUGUAAUACCACUUGCUCAUUUUAAAACUAAACAGAUGAAGUCUUCUAAUACUCUAAUAGUUGAUAUUUGCACCUAACUGCAUGUGAGUUUCUGCUGCUUACAGAAUUGAUCUUUAUUGCAGUGUAAAGGCUAGUACAGCACAAUCUGACUAAAACUGAAAAGUUGCAUUUCUGGAUUUAUUAACUUAUUAACUGUCUUGUCUGUAACUAAUUAGAUAUCACUUUGGGGAAGAACACCAGCUGGUGCUGGUAGUCAGCUUUAACAGAUAACCACUGACACAGCACUGUUUUUUUUUGUUUUUUUGUUUUUUUUUUUCUUUUUAAUUCAUCAGACUUAGUUGCGCUGAAUUGCCAUAAUGAGUUAAACAGGAAUAUGAGAAUUCCUGUCUUUUUUCACCUUCUUUUUUUCUUUUUUGAAAUAAGUCAUUAAUGUGUAUGUACUGCUGAGAAUCACCAGUGAUGAUUCCUUCUAAUGUUGUAACUAUUGGAAAGAAAGUUAGGAUACUAGCAGAUAUCUGUGUCAUUCAAGCAGCAUUUUAGAUGGCAUAUUUUUGAUAUGUUAACUAGCACAGCAUUAUGAUGUUGGUGUUUGUACAGUUCAUUACAACUAGACUAGCACUGCCUUUA